UGACUGACUUGCAAGAAGAAGGCAAGAGUGCCAUCAAUUCCCCAAUGGCCCCGGCUUCGGUGGACAUCCACCCUGAAGAUACCCAGCUAGAGGAGAAUGAGGAGCGGACCAUGAUUGACCCCACCUCCAGAGAGGACCCAAAGUUCAAGGAGCUGAUCAAGGUGCUUCUGGACUGGAUCAACGACGUGCUGGCAGAGGAGCGCAUCAUCGUGAAGCAGCUGGAAGAAGACCUCUACGAUGGCCAGGUGCUUCAGAAGCUGCUGGAAAAGCUGGGACACUGCAAGCUGAAUGUGGCUGAGGUGACACAGUCUGAGACCGGGCAAAAGCAGAAGUUGCAGACAGUCCUCGAAGCCGUGCAAGACCUGCUUCGGCCCCACGGCUGGCCACUGCGCUGGAAUGUGGACUCUAUCCAUGGGAAGAACCUGGUGGCCAUUCUUCACCUCCUCGUCUCUCUGGCUAUGCACUUCAGGGCCCCCAUCCACCUUCCUGAGCAUGUCACUGUGCAGGUGGUGGUUGUUCGGAAGCGGGAAGGCCUGCUGCACUCUAGCCAUAUCUCAGAGGAACUGACCACCACCACAGAGAUGAUGAUGGGCCGAUUUGAGCGGGAUGCCUUCGACACGCUUUUCGACCAUGCACCGGACAAGCUCAACCUUGUGAAGAAGUCUCUCAUCACAUUUGUGAACAAACACCUGAAUAAGCUGAACUUGGAGGUGACUGACCUGGAGACCCAGUUUGCAGAUGGUGUGUACCUGGUUCUGCUUCUGGGCCUCCUUGAAGACUACUUCGUCCCCCUCCACAACUUCUACCUGACACCUGACAGCUUUGACCAGAAGGUGCACAAUGUGGCGUUUGCCUUUGAGCUGAUGCUUGAUGGAGGACUCAAGAAGCCCAAGGCACGCCCUGAAGAUGUGGUAAACUUGGACCUCAAAUCUACUCUGCGGGUCCUUUACACUCUGUUCACCAAGUACAAGGAUGUGGAAUGACAGCAGCUGAUCCUUCUGGGACAGUAUCUAGGCAAGAAAAAUCAGUGUAUCUGUCCACCAGGAGACACUUCUUCUGGGGAGGCCUCAGGCUUCCCAUCCCAGCUGUGCAACGCCCCUCCUCUCUAUUCCCUGCCUGGUUUGGUUGUUGUUUUAAACCCAUUUCCUUUGUGUCUCCCCAGCCACCGGCCAACCAGUUAGGCCUUUGAGAACUUGGUGCUUAAAACACCCUCUCAGGUUUGAGGCCUCACUUCCUCUUUUUCUUCAAUGAAAAUGAACAAAGCCCUAGCCUAGCCCUCAGCUGGAGAGGGCUGUCCACCUGUGCUCCAACCCACAGAGCAAUUACUGAUGGCAGGAGCACAGCAGCCCCGGCUCCAGGGACUCCGCCCCACUUGUCCUCAGGAAUCCCCUGGGCUAUGCUCUCCUUGGAAGCAGGGUCUUGUCUUAGUGAAAAAGAUCUUUGCAGUUUUUCACUCCUGUCUCAGAAGCCUUAGACUUGUGAUGUGUGUCCCUGCGCCACCCCCAUCCAUCUUGUGGUUUACUGGUCUUGACUGACCUUUUACAUAAACUCUCAGGACCCAGAAUGCCUCCGGCCCCCAGAGAAGCUACACAGGGCCUGUUUGGGUCUCUUGCUGGCUCUGAAUGUGCUGCUUGAGCCGGCUUGGAGCCAGAACCUUGCAUCUCUGAGGCCCUGUUAGGGAAUGGAUACAUUUUUAGAGACUUUACAAGGGGGUGGGUAUCCAUUACUAGGGCUGCCUGACCACAGGCUACAGGCAGCCAGGAUGACAGAGGCUGCAUCUGGCGGCUUGGAGGCUGGAAGUAGACAGAGGUGCUGGCAGGACUGAAUUCUGAGGUUUCUUUUUCACGGCUUCUCUCUAACUUCACACCAUCCCUUUUCCUCUACUAGUCUCCUCUUCCUUCUGAUGUGGAACCCAUCCCCUGUAUGACCUCACUGACCCCAUGACAGCUGCAAGGUCUCCAAAUGCAGUCUCCCUCAGAGUAGGUUUGUGGGGCAUGUCUCAGCUCGUUGGGGGGUGGGGCAUAUGAAAUGCCCACACCCUUCCUAGAACUCUGUUGGCACCCCCUGCAGCAUGUCUUAUAACAGAAAACGCUGCCGUUCACACAAGCCAUUCACCACUCAUUCUCCUUGACUCUAGAGAGGUGUUGGUGAUGCCAUAGCUGGCUGGCUUCUUGUCUCGGGAAUCCUACUUCUGUGAUUCACCCCCCUCAUGUUCCUCCUACCUCCAGCCUUCUAUACGGCCACCCUCUUCCUUGAGCCUUCAGCAUCCACGGCAGCUACUUCUCUCUCUUCUUAUUCCCACUUUGCCGUGGACCAGGGCUGUGAAGUAAGGUGCUGAUACCAAAUAGAAUGCCAGCAGUGAAGUUCCAGCAAACAGUUUAAUAUCCUCCCUUGGUUCCACUGUUGCUAAGCUGGGGAUGGGCUUGGAAUAGUUUGCUCUGAUGGAGGUGGCUUCCCAGCAGGGGAAAAAGAUAAUUAAAACGGCAUUACCGUGUCUCCCCGUGGGAAGCAGUGACAUUAAAGAGCCACACUAACAAAAUAACCAGGACUGGAACGUUCUGUGCAGCCUUCCCUACAUGCACACAACCACAGCAGCAUCUGGGAGCUGCUGGGUCCUCCUGCUCUGCUCACAGGUGGUCUUGGCAAGGGUGUCUCAUAUCCCUGGGGCAGAGAGCCUUGAUGCAAAGGGUUUGCAGAGACCUAUGGUGCUGAGGGGGGAAAGGGUUGGUCUGAAAAAGGCUGUGGUUCCUGCACAUCCCUAUCUGGAGGACAGAAGUCCCACUUGGAAUCUAAGUGGACGCCUUUGCCCUCCAGCAGGACUGGUGAAACCAGGGUUCAAUAAGGCAUGACCUUCCCUGUUGGCUGAUUGUGGAAGUGUGGUUUUGAAAUGCCAGUGAAGGGCUACCUAAUGUGGAGUUAGCACUCAUACCACAGCCUGGACAGAGGCACUGAGAACUCCUAGGCCAACUUCAGGGCCACCUGUGUAAGGCAAGGCUUUCUUCACAGAUAGCUAGUUGGUGCCCUGUUAAUUUAGGGAGAGCUAUCUCCCUCCAUGCCCUCAGGUAACCAGUGCCUCCUCCCCCAACUUUCCCAUGGCUGUCACUGGGGUCUCCCUGGAAUGCAAAUACUUCCCUUUGAGUUCCAGGAAGUUCUGGAACCUUCUACUGUUUGGAUCUACAUUUUCUCCUGAUAUUUAUUUGAAGAGAAGUCUGCCCACCAAAACUGGUAGAAAUGCCACCAUCUGUCACCCGACACUCAGAGUCACAAGAAAGGGUCAGGCAGGUCUGCACCCCCCACCCCACAUCUGCAGGCCAGGUCUGGGGUUGCUCCCCUUUGCCCUGCACCAAUUGGCACAUCUCCAGCCCGGCUGACCUGGGUGGACCAGCAGGCAGCUCUUGUUCCUCUUUAGCACCCAGUUGUGGGAGCCCUGAGCCCAGGGCCCCUGCGUCCUCAUCGACCUGACAAAACGGGAUCUUAUUUUCAAACAGCCAAAUCCUUUCCCCCUCUAUGCUGUAGCGCUUUAUUGUCUUUUUAAUUGUUCGAAGCAAAGUGUCCUUUGGAUUUCUGGAUAUUAAAUAAAAACCACUAAACCCCC
Molecule: messenger RNA, 3595 nt
Organism: Cricetulus griseus (Chinese hamster)
Lineage: Eukaryota; Metazoa; Chordata; Mammalia; Rodentia; Cricetidae
Source: RefSeq, a predicted model, not a curated record